AUGAAUAGAGAGGUGUUGACUGUUGGAGAACAUAGAAUCAUAGUAAAUAAUCCAAAGUUAAAUAAAAUAAAAUCAUCAUCUUCAUCUUCUGCAACAACAUCAACAUCAACAACAACAACAACAACCACAACAACAUCACCCUUUUAUCAACAACCACCCCAACAACAACAACAACCAAAUCAACCAAAUCAACCAAAUCAACCAAAUCAACAACCAACCAAUAAUAAUAAUAAUCAACAAAAUCAACAAAAUGAAAUACUUUACCGUGACGAAAAUAUCAAAGUGGAAAAGGUAAAGGGCGUAUCCAAUCUCUAUGAAACCUGUUCCAAAAUCAAUUAUAAUCAACAAUUGUAUCCGUUGGAGGAAAAGGUAUGGGAGUAUAUAGAGGAGGCAGACGUUGGCGACUUUUAUUGCGCUGGGUCACUCGAGGCAAAGGUGCUUCCAGUCAUCACGGUUGCCGGUUUUGGAGACUUGAAAUUACCCAUACAUUCUCAAGAUAUUGGUCCACUCAUGGAUGUUUGUCAAUUGGUGAGAAGUUAUGGUGUCGGAACAAAGACGAUUACAGACACCAAGAAACACAAGGUCUACGUCAUCGAGAAAUCAAAGUUCACCGUCAAAGGAUCACCUGGAUGGGAUCACUUUCUCAGUAAUAAUCUGGCCUAUACAGUUGCAAAGUAUAUGGGUCUGGUUAAUCCCGAUGCCACAUCAUCAUCAUCAUCAUCUGGAACUGCAUCGGCGCCACCAUACAAACUACCCAAGAUUGCACCGAUAGAACUUCAUCUUCACAGUAUGUUGGUAUACGAUAAACGUUCAAACUUUGAUAUUGCCCAUCGAAGUACACCCAAAGAGGAGAAUAUGAUUGGAUCAUUAAUCAUAUCGUUGCCAUCGCAGCAUGAGGGUGGAUCGAUUAGCGUCGAGCACAAAGAGUGUAGAGUUACAACCAGUUUUCAAUCACAUGCCAAAAAUCAAAUGCGUUUCAUUGCAUACUAUACAGACUGCAAAAAAAGAAUUGAAUCAUUGUCACGUGGAAUGAAUAUCUGUCUCUAUUAUAAUAUUGUUUCAAAAACUCCACUUCAAAAACAUCCAUUCUCUCCUCCACCUCCACAACAACAUCAAACUCAACAACAAACACAGCCUCAACAAACUCAAACACAGCCUCAACCACAAACACAACCACAACAAUCACAACAAUCACAACAAAUUGUUCAACCUCAAAUUCAACCAUUACAAACCCAACAAGAACAAACGCAAACGCAACAACAACAACAACAACAACAAGAAGAAACGGAACAACAUAUCUUGACACCACCAACAUCACCACUUGCAAGACAAAGUUCCGAUCUUUCAACAUUAUCAUCAUAUACGACCAAAUCUCAUUCUAGUAUUUUCGCUUUAUCUAGUCCUCAUCCAUCCUAUUUAUCAUCUGGUUCAUCGGCCCUUUCGACUUCGUCAAUGGGCCAGGCUUCAAGUAUUGCAUCCCCACUUGGCCAAGCUAUGGCUACUCCACUUGCCCAAACCUUGGGUAUUGGAUCACCAACUAAAAAUACCAGCUCUCCCAUUCAUAUCAAUUUCAUCGACGAUCCAAACAAUAACAACAAUAACAAUAAUAGAAAUUAUAAGAAAUUGGCACAGUUGGCACAAAAGAUUAGAGAUAUUUUUGAUUAUCACAAUCAAGAUCAAAUAUCAGACACUGUAAAUGAACAUGGAAAAAGAAAAAUACAAGUUGCUUCAAUUGGAAUGAGACAACAAUUGGCACCAGGCUAUUAUGAAAAUCUAUCACGUUUAGUAUUUUCAUUCGAACAUUUAUAUUCUCCAAAUACUCUUAGUCUCUACACACUCAAAGGAAAUGAUUUAUUGGUGGUCAAUUCAAUUAUUCGAGCCCAUAAAUUAAAUCCUUCCAUUCAAAUUUUAAUUACUUUUGGUUUUAUUCAAAUUAAUAUAGAGGAAGGUUUUGAAAAUUGUUAUCUUGGAGAUAGAAUAUUUAAUGGAGAGUUUAGUUAUCGUCUAUCAAAUAUUUUCGAUAUAUUUACCAAUGAACGAUUCAAUUUCAAAACUCUAAAGAUGUCACCUACCAAUGAAUUGGUUCCAGGUGAAGGAUUGGUUGGUGCCACUCUUACACCAAUCGAAGACGAAGAACCUAUAGAUCAGGCCAUUUCCAACGAAGAUGAGAUAUUUUCAAGAGCAGCUCUCAUUGUUUGGGAUUUACACGGCCGAAAUCCAUACUAUCUUCGAAAGAUGCCCCAUGCCAUUAAAAUCCUCAAGAGUCGUAUCCAGGGUGACACCAAUCCAUUGUUCUUUUUCAAUGAAAUGGACACUAUUCUCGAACACUACUACCUCACUUGGGGUGAAAGAGAUGUCACUAGUAUCAAAGAGAUAUUUGGGUUGAUGUGUGACCUAUCUACACUCGUUUUGGAGCAAGACAAUGGUGCUGCCAAUAGAAAGCUGAUUGUUGCCAACAAUGACAAUCGCAUUCGACGAUUUUUUCAAAGAUUCCUUUACUGCAUCAAGCAUGAUUAUCGCCCCGAGCUCAACAAUUAUAUGGCUCGAUUUGCUCGCAUCUGUGGUCAUGACACAUUUUUGACACUCAUGAUCGAUGGAUGGUUCAACAUCAUCGAGGUAAAAGGAUUUGUAAACAACUGCAACGUACUUGAAAUUCUUUGCAAUCUUUGCGAGUUGGAGGCAAACAACCAAGAAUCCUCAAUGUUUGUUAGAUCCUACUAUGACAAGUUUUUGGUUCAAUGGGUUGGGGCCAUGAUUGACACGUUUGUUUCUACGUGUCCCAUUUGCUUCAAGGGUAAUCCUCCCGUUCAACCUAUUUUUGGCAGUGGCAUCACUGGUAGCAUCAGUGGACCUAGUCCACCCAGUGGACGUCCUCAACAGCAGCCAUUGCAAAAGUGUCCUCAUGUCGGUCCAAGAUUAGAGGAGCUAGUUGCUUUGGUCAACAUCAUUGGUCGUUAUCCAAUCUUUUCAAGUCAUCAACAUUCCUUUUAUCAGGCAAUAGGAAAUAUUAUGACAAACAAUCUAGAUCCCGAGAACCCAUACGCAACCAAUGGGAUCUAUAGGCUUUGGCUCACUGGCAAACCAUUGGUGGAUGACGAAACUUUGGAGCGUAUUUUUACAGAGUGCCUAUCCGCCCAAUCCAGUUCCCAUUUUUAUGCAUCUAUUGCCUCGAUCGAGCAAGUUCAAGAGCAAGUCGAAUAUCUACAAACCUGUUGGAACUACUACUAUGCCAAUGGAAAUCCAGGCAAGUUUGUACAACUUGAAUUGGCUCUUGGUCACUUUGAAAAUUGGAUAUCCUAUGUCAUCUCGAAACUAGUGACCACCAAAGACCCAAAAGUUGUUACGACCUAUGGAUCUAAACUCACAACCUAUAUCACUCCGCCACCUGAAACCAAACAACAAAAACUUGUUUGCGAGGCCGUUGCUUCAUUUUUCAAUCAUGCCCUCAAGAAUGACAAUCUCAUCCCUUCACCGUACGGUCCAGCACCACCUACCAAUCAUCGAAAUCUUGGUCAAUGUGUUGUCAAUGUUUUCCUAAAUAUUGAAAUUGUCAACAAAUACGAGUACUACCCAUUCAUAUACUACCAAAUUGCCAAAAAAUUGGUCAAAGAACAUACACUUUUGACAAUGCAUGGUGAAGGUGGAUUCCUCAUCUUUGUUGAAUCUGGUCUAAACAUUUUACGAGAGGCUCAGGCUUCCAUCAUAUUGCCUCCAAAAGGUUCUAUCGUUUGGCCACCAUCUUGUGGAAUCACAUGUAUAUGCAAUGACUGUCAAAGAUUGAAAUUGUUCCUCAAAACCAAUCAAACAAAGUACACACUUCGUGGUUCCGCCACCAAUAGACAUCACAUUGAGCAAUACCUCAGCAAAUUCUUUUUAAAUUCAGAAACCGAAGGAAAAAAGGCACCAUACCUUUUAAUCAUUACAAAAUCAUUGGAUGCUUUGAACAAAGAAUGGGAAAAAUAUGAAAAACUCUUAAAAUAUAUCUCUGUUUUGGAAAGUUAUUUAUAUCGUUCAAAAUAA
This is a messenger RNA of Cavenderia fasciculata, 4020 nucleotides long. RefSeq lists its product as uncharacterized. NCBI's taxonomy places the organism in Eukaryota, Evosea, Eumycetozoa, Acytosteliales, Cavenderiaceae. The record is from RefSeq and is a predicted model, not a curated record. Bases 1 to 4020 code for a protein of 1339 amino acids. The transcript is spliced from 2 exons.